This is a messenger RNA of Suillus subaureus, 756 nucleotides long. RefSeq lists its product as uncharacterized. The record is from RefSeq and is a predicted model, not a curated record. The transcript has 3 exons. Bases 1 to 756 code for a protein of 251 amino acids. Lineage: Eukaryota; Fungi; Basidiomycota; Agaricomycetes; Boletales; Suillaceae.
AUGUUCGCACACUGGAUACCAUCAGACCCUCAAUAUGUGCAAGCACUAGAAUACUCCAGUCAACAGCACUUUAUUCGUGUAGUUGAGGAACUAGAAGGAUUAGUUGUUCAAUACCUGUUCAAGUUGUCAAAGGUGAAUCUUUCUGGCACAGGGUACAAGAUGCACAAGUACAUAUCCAAAGCAAUCACACAACGAUCUUCUGCAAUUUGUAUGGCACUUGACGGAUAUAACAAGCUGGCACCUCUGCAAGUCCCACCUCAACCAAUCCUUGAUUAUGCUGAAGUCAUAGGAUAUGCGGCUUUAGGAGAAUUCACACUCCUGAAGCAUUCACAUCAUAAUUUACUUAUGAGGCCAUGGGCUACACCAGAAAAUUGUGAGAUGGCAGCAAAGUAUUUCAAAGUCUUAUGCUCACAUGAAGAGAUCACACACUUGAACAUUGAGAUAGGGAGACUUCAUGCUUGGAUGGAGUUUGAGGAGAAAAGCAUGAUCUCUGCAAUAGCUGCACUAAACUGCAAAACCUCACCCCUCCUAGCAUCUGAGUUGCAGAGGCAAUAUGCUGCACAAUGCCAUGUUAACAAUAUUCACUGUGCCCACCUACAGAGUGUCUGUCUGUUGGAUGGUUAUACUGGUGUGCUACAUUCAACACUUUCAUCACAGGAGUUGACAGAGGAGGAAGAGGAGGAAGAAGAGUGUAGCGAUGAGGUGCACAAAGAGGCUACAAGACUCACAGAUGCUAUUACUCAUAUCAUAGUGUAG